GGUGAGAAUGUGAAGCUAAACAGCAGAUACACAAAGCUCAUCAUUGUAAAUGAACAUCGUCACAAAAAGCAGAGAGAACAUGAAAUAAUGGCCUUGGGACGGAGACAUGCAGAAAUCAUGGCUGAGUGCGCUAGUCCUAUCACCAUAGCCAAUUUAUUUGACUCUGAUAAAGAUGGACAGUCACCACAAAUUGUUGUGCUCCAGGGAGCUGCAGGGAUUGGAAAAACACUGACAGCAAGAAAGAUCAUGUUGGACUGGGCAAAUGAGGAGCUGUAUCAGAGCAGGUUUGAUUAUGUUUUCUACAUAAAUUGCAGGGAAAUAAACUUGGUCUGUGAGCAGGGAAGUGUUGAAGAUUUGAUUUUAAAGAAUUGUCCUGAUCAAAAUGCGCCAACUAAAGAGAUUCUGAUGACUCCAGAAAAACUCCUGUUCAUAAUUGAUGGUUUUGAUGAACUGAGAUUUUCCUUUAAUCAACCAACAAGUAAUCUGUGCUCGGAUCCUUGUAAGAAGCAGCCAGUGGAAAUCAUACUGAGCAGUUUAUUCAGGAAAGAAGUGCUUCACAAAUCGUACUUAAUAAUUACUACAAGACCAACUGCCCUGGAGAAACUUGGGCAGUCUCCGAAAGAUGAAUGUUGUGCAUAUGCAGAGAUCUUGGGAUUUUCUGAAAAUGAGAGACAGGAAUAUUUCUACAAGUUCUUUGGGAAUGAAGAACAAGCGAGAAGAGCCUUUAACUUUGUAAAAGACAAUGAAAUGCUGUUCACCAUGUGCUUUGUCCCCAUUGCGUGUUGGAUCAUCUGCACGGUUCUGAAACAACAGAUGGAAGCAGGUGAAGAUCUUGCACAAACUUCCGAUACAAUCACUGGCAUCUACAUGCUCUAUCUCUUCAGUUUAUUAGAGGGUCACAGCAGCAAUUCAGAGAAACAACAGGUACAAGAUAACUUGAAGGGACUUUGCUCUUUGGCUGCAGAUGGACUCUGGAGGCAGAAAAUACUAUUUGAAGAAGAAGAUGUCAAGAAACAUGGCUUAGAUAAACCUGAUUCCCUCUUUCUGAAUGAGAACAUGUUUCAAAAAGGCAUUGUCUGUGAACGUGUUUACAGCUUCAUUCACCUGAGUUUUCAAGAGUUUUUUGCAGCUUUGUUUUAUGUGUUGGAGAAAGAAGAAACAGCAAAAAAAUCAGAAACUGCUAUACAACCUGUGGAAAAAUUGUUUGAAAAGUGUGGAAAAUCUAGGAAUUAUUUAAUGUUAACAGUGCAAUUCCUGUUUGGUCUCUUAAAUAAAAAGAGAAUGGAGGAGAUGGAGAAAAAUCUUAGCUGCAAAUUUUCACCCAAAAUUAAAAAUAAUUUACUAAUGUGGGUUAAAGAAAAACCCUUUUUGUCAUUGUUCAACUAUGAUAAAUUGCUUUCUGAUAAGGAGGAGAUAAUUUUCUAUCUGGAUUAUUUUUACUGUUUGCAUGAAAUUCAAGAAACCAAAUUUGUGCAGAGUGCAAUGAAUCAUUUCACGGAGCUAAAAUUUACUCAUCAUACCUUUACCAAAAUGGAUCAAAUUGUUCUUCAAUUCUGUAUAAAGAAUUGCUGUAAUCUGAAGUCAGUUUACAUAGAGAAGUGUAGGUUUCUAACUGAAGACCCGAAUGAAGAUUCCCCAGGACUAUGCAAGUGGCCACUUCGCUUGGAGUGGUGUCAUCUCACAGACGCUGGCUGCGGGACUCUCGCCGCUAUUCUCAGAACCAGCCAGAGCCUGACAGAGCUGAAACUGCCUGAUAAUAAACUGGGAGAUGCUGGAGUGCGGCUGUUGUGUGAGGGACUGAAACACCCGAACUGCAAACUGCAGACACUGGACUUGUGGAAAUGUCGUCUCACAGACGCUGCCUGCGGGGAUCUUGCCGCUGUUCUCAGAACCAGCCAGAGUCUGACAGACCUCAACCUGGGUGGUAAUAAACUGGGAGAUGCCGGUGUGAAGCUGCUGUGCGAGGGACUGAAACACCCGAACUGCAAACUGCAGAGACUCUUAAUGUGGAGCUGCGGUGUCACAGACGCUGCCUGUGGGGAUCUUGCCGCUGUUUUCAGAACCAGCCAGAGCCUGACAGAGCUGGACCUGGGUGCUCAUUAUUCUCUGGGAGAUGCCGGAGUGCAGCUGCUGUGCGAGGGACUGAAACACCCGAACUGCAAACUGGAGAGACUGAAAUUGUGGAGUUGUAAUCUCACAGAUGCUAGCUACAGGGACCUCGCCAGUGUUCUCAGCACCAGCCAGAGCCUGACAGAGCUGAAUCUGAGUCAUAAUAAACUGGGUUCAGUCUCUAAGGUGCCACAAGUUCUUUUUUAUAAUAAACUGGGCGAUGCCAGAGUGCAGCUGCUGUGUGAGGGACUGAAACACCCAAACUGCAAACUACAGAAAUUGGAGUUGUGGGACUGUGGUCUCACAGACACUGGCUUAAGGGAUCUCGCCACUGCUCUCAGAACCAACCAGAGCCUGACAGUGCUCAACCUGGGUGGUAAUAAACUGGGAGAUGCCGGAGUGCGGCUGUUGUGCGAUGGACUGAAACACUCAAACUGCAAACUGCAGAAAUUGGACUUGAAGGGAUGCGGUGUCACAGCCACUAGUUGCGUGGAUCUCGCCCCUGUUCUCAGAACCAGCCAGAGCCUGACAGAGCUGAGCCUGCGUGGUAAUAAUCUGGGAGAUGCUGGAGUGCAGCUGCUGUGUAAGGGGCUGAAACACCCGAUCUGCAAACUGCAGACACUGGACUUGGGGUACUGCGGUAUCACAUCCGCUGGCUGCAAGGAUCUCGCCCCUGUUCUCAGAACCAGCCAGAGGCUGACAGAGCUGAACCUGUGGGGUAAACUGGGAGAUGCUGGAGUGCGGCUGCUGUGUAAGGGUCUAAAACAUCCAAACUGCAAACUACAGAAACUACAUUUGACGAAAGGGUAUUUAAGUGAAGAAACACAGGCAGAGCUGGAUGCUGUGAAAGACACAAAACCUGACCUGGUCAUAGAGUUACUGGACUGGUGAGCAGGAGCCACUGCACCAAUGCAGCUCUGACCUGGCUGCCCUGCCACUAGCUGAGGGAGCAGCUGGGCAGUGGGAGAGAGAACACCUGCCCCUGUUAAAAUUAAACCCCGCCAGCCCCAGGGACUCCAGCAGCAAAUGUCAACAUUCGCGGCACAGGCUGAGUAGAGAUUGUUAGGGCUUAGGAGUAGGAGCUGGGUUUGCUCUAUUCUCACUGUGCAAUGGGGUAGAGGUUUUUAGGGAGGAGUCGGGGGGCAGAAUGGAGAAAGGGGAUCAGGGCCUAGGGGAGCGAGAGAUGGGGGGUUAUGAGAUGGAGGGGUCUGGUAACCUCCCUUUUUCAGUCUAUCAGUGCAGGGGGAGGCUCAAGAACCAUCCUUGGGUCCAAAGGGGAACUGUCCUUUCUUACAGUGGUUCAUACUAUUACGUGUAUAUUUACAAGGGGGUUGUAAUUUUACACAACUCCACAGCUAUUAAGUCGGAAUUUUUCUGUAGCCAUCUCCAACAGAGGUUUGUCCUGGAUGUAUAUUUGUGUCAGUUUUGCUGGAGUUCAAUAGAGAUCGCGUAUCAAUAAAUAAUUCUGCACUUUCA
Messenger RNA from Mauremys reevesii (Reeves's turtle), 3585 nucleotides. Its product is annotated as NACHT, LRR and PYD domains-containing protein 12-like. Gene Ontology annotation, molecular function: protein binding. Gene Ontology annotation, cellular component: cytoplasm. Lineage: Eukaryota; Metazoa; Chordata; Testudines; Geoemydidae. The transcript has 9 exons. Bases 88 to 3000 code for a protein of 970 amino acids. The record is from RefSeq and is a predicted model, not a curated record.